GUGACAGUUCUUGACAGAGAUGUGUACACAAUAGCAACAUAGUUAAAAAAGGGAAACAACAACACGAAAUUUUUAUUGUUAAUGUUUGUUUGCAAAUAGUCAAAAAUUCCGGAGCCUUUUUCUACGUUUUUCGUUAAAUUAUUGAAAAUCCCAUCAACGACCAUGUCGAAAAGAUGCUGUGCCACGAAUUGUUUCAAUUCGUUGCUGUCCAACAAAAAAGUCGAAUACUUUGGCAUUCCCCGACAUGCAGAUUUCGCAAGAGCAUGGUGUGUGGCUGCCUCACGCGAAGAUCUUUUAGAAAAGCCAUUGAACAACAUCAUCAAAUACCACAUCUGUUCGGAACAUUUCACCGACGAUUGCUUCAAAGAUCCACAUGAACGAAAAUUGCUGAAAAAAACCAGUCGUCCGGUGAACGUUCCUAUUCCGACCAUAUUCAAAAAUAACAUCGACCAGUUCCUGUACAAAAACAACAGCAACAACAAAUACAGUCCGAACAACAGCAUAUCCAAUGUCGAUCAAACGUUAUCGCAAUUAUCGUCAAUUGAUUCGAUCGAUUGUGUCGGAAACGGUACUGGUGUGGCUGAGCUCACCAGCGUUCAGAUUUUGGACGACGAUUCGUUGUACUUAGGCAAGUCACAAGAAUACGAUAUCGAUGGCAUGGAGGCGUACUGUUUGGCUACGAAUGCCGAAGGUCCCAUACAAAUUUACCGGAACAAUGAUGUUGAAUUUAUGAUGGAAGAGCGACUGGAGGAUGAUGAACCGGCCGACGAUAUUUAUGAUGAGUUCGCUGAAGAUGUCAAAUACAAUUGUGAUACGAUAGUAGUGAAGGAAGUAGAUUACGAAAAUGUGUGCCGUCUCUGUGCGGAUACGGUGCCGAAUGGUAGCGAUAUGGUAGAUCUGUUCGCGCCGAAUUUACGUCAAUCGCUGGAUCAUAUCAAUAAAUCAUUACCCAGACAGAUUCACAAAGACGACCAAACCACACUGCCACAACGAAUAUGUUUGAAUUGUUUAAACAAACUGGAAACGUUAUCACAAACAUUAGGAUUAUUUGCAGCAGCCCAAGAAAGAUUUCAACAAUAAAAUCCAACAUUUUGACCCCGUAGCAAUUGGUUCAUUCCCGAUUCGAUAAAUGUAUCCACUACACACCGUCUGCCACAAAUACUCACAACAAUGAAGGAUCGAAACAUUUAGCACAUCACAAAAUCGUCGCAUUUUAUUGAUAGAAUCGAUGAGGGAGCCGAAUUAAAAAGGAAAAAACGAAAAUGCAAAAGUCAACCGGAUACAUGUUAGCUAUGAGAAUUCUUAUGUUAUUUCAAUUUCUGUACAGUGCGAUCUCACUAGGACUCGGAUACGAGCACUGCCGGCUUAACGGGAACGAAUAUUUAAGAUUCACAAGGAAAUUGAUUAUUUUACUGGCAGCUCGUAGCCGCAAGUGAUUAACGCAAUGCUGUCGACAUGUAAAGAGCAACUCUAUAAAUAGCGUAACGACAAUGAAUGUGACAAAAUUAAAUGAAAUUGAAUUCACCUAAUAAUUUCCGUUUUGGGUUUGAUUUUGAAUCUUUUUUAUUUUCAAAUAUUUUUCCAAUAAAGUUAUUUAAAAAA
This is a messenger RNA of Bradysia coprophila, 1602 nucleotides long. RefSeq lists its product as uncharacterized. Gene Ontology annotation, molecular function: sequence-specific DNA binding; zinc ion binding. Gene Ontology annotation, cellular component: nucleus. The record is from RefSeq and is a predicted model, not a curated record. NCBI's taxonomy places the organism in Eukaryota, Metazoa, Arthropoda, Insecta, Diptera, Sciaridae.